UUCUCAUUGGCGUUGCGUUAAUUUCAAGCAUUAUUUGGGUGUUCGGUGCAGAUCCCAUUUCCCAGGAACACUUUAUUUGUUCGGUCAGUUACAUAACUGACAAUACAUACUGUAUUACAGCACAGUGAAUAUAUUGGUGUCUCUAAAGUACAUCGGCGCAAACCGAAACGACCUUCGAACAAAAAGUGACCUUGAGGAAGUAAUCAGCUGACUGUAUCAUUUUCGUAAGUAAUCAUGUCAAUGCGGAGGAGUUAUGCAUAUACAAAAAUAGAAAGAAGCCAUUGAUGGCUUUGUAUACAGAUGUAUUGAGUGCCAAAGGAAGAAAUCGGUUCGAGAAGGUUUGUCGUUGUUUUGUUAGUUAACAGAUCCCUUAGGAACUUUUCUCUCAAGGUCUAAACUACCUUUGACGAAAAUUUUAAUGAUCUGUAACUUCUGGGUCCUGAAAAGAGCAGUCACAGCUACAGCUUAUGAAACAGAAAAUUCAGAGGUGUCAGAAGUGCAAUGGUACAACUACUGCAGAGAUGUUUCCUCCUGGAAAAUGAACACCCUGACUCAAGUUUUCGGAGGAGUCGGCAGCAUAGUCCAUAUCGAUGAGACUGUACUUAUAAAAAGGAAAUACAACCGUGGGAGAUUACAAGCAAACCAGUGGUGGAUACUGGGUAUCUACGACACGACACUGCGCAAAGGGUAUAUAGAAGCGAUUCCCAGUCGCAGUGCAGCAGUAUUAGUGCCUAUUAUUAAGCGUUUGGUGUUGCCGGGGACGACUAUUCAUACAAAUGAAUGGAGCGGAUACCGUCAAUUAUCGAAUCAUGGGUACAUUCAUCAUGUUGUUAAUCAUACGGACGGUUUCCGGAAUCCUUUAGAUGGAACCCACACCAGUUCCAUUGAAAGUUUUAGGAGUCGUCUAAAAAGACGUAUAAGAGCGGUUAAUGGAUCGAGAAAUACCAUGAUUUACAGUUACCUGGAUGAAUUUAUAUACCGAAACUGGUUUCAUACGACUAUGAAGACUCCCAUGAGAAACUGGGAGGUUUUUUGAGAUAUAUACGCGAGCGCCAUCCUUUGUAACUGUUUAUUAUGAUUGCAUUACUUUUAUAUAAACCGUUUUUUACAAUUAUGCGCCUUCCUUUUGAGUCUUCUCAUUGGCCGAAGUUGUCCCUGUCAAGGUCAUUUUUGCGUUAAAAGGUCGUUUCGGUUUGGGCCGCUAUUCUUUAGUGUCACCAUAUAUAUUUACUGAAUUCAGUGAAUUCUUUUGGCACCAAAGUCUAAGGAGAUGGCAAGAGUGUCGAAACUCAUCCAACGUUUUGUAGAGCGAAUCUUAUAUCAGUAUUAAAUAUUCAACAGUUAGGUUAAUCGUGAUGAGAACAAUAUAUUUGAUGCAGCAUAUAAGUAUCUAUGUAUAAUCUGUUGUUUUUCGAAAAUCGGAAGGCCGGUAUCAAAGAUCACAGUGAGUAGUGUAAUACAUGUCUCCAUUCUCUUUCAUAUCUA
Molecule: messenger RNA, 1485 nt
Organism: Trichobilharzia regenti
Lineage: Eukaryota; Metazoa; Platyhelminthes; Trematoda; Strigeidida; Schistosomatidae
Source: the annotation of a GenBank genome assembly